Messenger RNA from Exophiala xenobiotica, 1844 nucleotides. RefSeq lists its product as uncharacterized. Gene Ontology annotation, biological process: maturation of SSU-rRNA; protein phosphorylation. Lineage: Eukaryota; Fungi; Ascomycota; Eurotiomycetes; Chaetothyriales; Herpotrichiellaceae. Gene Ontology annotation, molecular function: protein serine/threonine kinase activity; ATP binding. The record is from RefSeq and is a predicted model, not a curated record. The coding region runs from base 73 to 1215 and encodes 380 amino acids. The transcript has a single exon. Gene Ontology annotation, cellular component: cytosol; nucleus; preribosome, small subunit precursor.
GGAACUGACAAGCACUCCAAGUAUGAUGCCUUGCGAAUAAUGCCUGAGAGUUCUCCAUUUCAUGCUUGAAAGAUGAAACUCGACACGAAGUCACUCCGAUACCUCAAUCCCACCGAUUGGCGCACCCUCACUACAGUCGAGACCGGCAGCCGAAAUCACGAAGUUGUGCCCACCCCCCUCAUUGCGAAUCUCUCCAAAUCCAGUGUGGGUGAUGUCCAACGCAGUAUCUCCCUCUUGGCCAAGGCCAACCUCAUAGCCAAAGUCAAGAAUGCGAAAUACGACGGCUACAGGCUCACCUAUGGAGGGCUAGACUACCUCGCUCUACAUUCCCUGCAGAAAAGCAAUACCGUUUACAGUGUCGGCAACCAGAUUGGUGUGGGGAAAGAGAGUGAUAUCUUUGUGGUCAGUGACGAGAAGGGCGAACAAAGAGUGCUCAAGAUACAUCGACUUGGUCGAGUCAGCUUCAAAAAAGGUGUUCGUAACAAGCGAGAUUAUGCCAGGACAAAGGUCCAGAAAGAGAGAGGUGCCGGUAGCUGGAUGUACAUGUCACGACUUGCUGCCGUCAAAGAGUUUGCAUUUUUGCAAGCUCUACACGACGCAGGGCUCAGUGUACCAAUACCACUGGGCCAGAAUCGACACCAGCUGGUCAUGUCACUCAUUGAUGGGUUCCCACUGCGUCAAAUUGAGAAAGUUCCGGACCCAGCUGGGUUGUAUGCAGAAUUGAUGGAGAUCCUGGUCCGGCUAUGCUCUCUGGGUCUCAUACAUGGAGAUUUCAACGAAUUCAACCUUCUGAUCAAAGAGGAACAAGAAGAGGAAGGCGAGGGGAUCAGAUUGGUCCCGGUCUUGAUCGACUUUCCCCAGAUGGUCAGUGUGGAUCACCCCAAUGCAGAGUUUUACUUUGAUAGAGACGUUGAAUGCGUCAAGCGCUUUUUCGCCAGAAGGUUCGGCUUUAUCAGCACCGAGGAAGGCCCGUUUUUCCGGGAUGCAAAGAAAAGACUUGGGCAGGAAGGGAUCAGAAGACUGGAUGUUGAGGUCGAGGCUUCGGGGUUCUCCAAGAAAAUGGCCAAAGACCUCGAGACCUACAUGAAAGACCACGGUAUCGAUGGCGAUGCCAGGGACGCUGAAACACACGACAAAGACGCGGAUGAAUCCGACUCGGCCGCUAGUGACGACGACGAUGAAGUCGUGGACGAAGGCGCUUCGGACAUAGGCUGAUCAAGAGGCACAAAAAACAGAAACCAUCAUAUCACAUCCUUCUUGACAAGACAAGAUACCAGGACCAUGCAUGAUGCAGCUGCGCUAUCGGAAUGAUCUGCGCAUUUAUGCAUUUAGAUUCCGCGUCGUCCCGUUUCGACCAUCAUUUGCUUGAGAAGGGAAUAGCAUGGGACCUUGUUGACCACUCUCAUAGGGUCGCCAACUAGCACGACGCAGGCCGUUCAAAAGCGAGGUUGGACGAGGUCUCGACCCCGCAUCGAUUCUCAGGUGAGUCGAGGUCGUGAUGAAGGAGACUUAUGCAAGCUCGAGACUAAAGCCGCACAAGCGGCUUGGAUGAACUCAGACAUGGAGCACUUUCAAGCUGAAAAGCUCAGGCCCGAGUGCUUUUAAGCUGUCACAUCAGUUCGGAGAAUUAUCCACGUGCCAAAACCGUGGACGGGCUCAACGGUUGUCUGAGAGUUCGCUGGUGGCUGAUGCUUGGUUGCACUACGACCGCAAUUUCGACCUCCUUGAUUCCUGUACCGUGUUUCCUAGACAGAAAAGGACGGGAUUUGUGUCAUUGGAAGAGUGACAAAGCAGUGGAAAGGUAGAAUUUGAGUCUAGUACAAUCUCGAUAUGACAUCCAACAA